Megalopta genalis is the source of this 2093-nucleotide messenger RNA. It is a transcript of the gene Spec2, whose product is annotated as CDC42 small effector protein Spec2. Gene Ontology annotation, molecular function: small GTPase binding. Gene Ontology annotation, biological process: regulation of Rho protein signal transduction. The record is from RefSeq and is a predicted model, not a curated record. Gene Ontology annotation, cellular component: plasma membrane. NCBI's taxonomy places the organism in Eukaryota, Metazoa, Arthropoda, Insecta, Hymenoptera, Halictidae.
GUACAACUCUGGUGACCGUUGAUUAAGUUGACAUUCGACUCUGGCUUUGCAUUACAUGUGUAUUCGAAUUUUUUUUCUCAAACGUCAGUCGAAAUUUCGUCGACACGAGAAUUAAUAUUGAGAAAUUAACAUUUCUCGUGUUGUCUUCCACGAGCAAUGUCUUCGAGAGGAAGGUGAACGACGCACACGACCGCCCUAAGAUGAUUCGGUGAGCGAAAAUAAGGACGCGGAUCUACGUGCCUCGUGAAAAUCACCGCAAAACUGUGUUGUGAACCGGCGCGUAUUGUUCGCUUCUCUUUGUUCGUCACGGAAACUCGGUUGUUUUCGUUUCCGUUGGAACCUUCACCUCUAAGAUGGUUUACCGCAACUAGAAGGAUACGCGAGAGCCAGUUUUGGAUGUCCUUUUCAGGCACAUGUACACUCAUCGAUCAAAAGGGAAUGUUUGUUUUGCUUUUCACUGGCUUCGAAUCACGAGUUGUUGCAAAGGUUAACCCGAACCACAACACGAUCACUUGAUGAGGUUUUGAAGAAUAAAUAACUGCCAAUAACAGGAAGCAAUGGCUGGCAGCGGAGAACUUUGGGUGCAAUGUUUUACCUGUUGUUUAACGCAACAAGGACCAAGGACGCGCAAUGGAAGGCAACGGUCGCAUCAGAGAUUAAGGAUAGACCGCAGUAUGAUAGGGGUGCCGACAAAUUUUAGACAUACCGGUCAUAUAAGCAGCGGAGAUGUGGAUAUGACCAGUGCGCAAUUGUCCAAUUUACAAGCACAGAUGCAGAUGAAAGGAGGCUAUGACAACGCUUAUGGAGUUAAGGCAUGUUGAAAAUAUUUAUACAGUACAUUUAGACUGACCUGGGAACAAUUUUGAGAUGAGACUAUAAAAUCGACGGUGUUUUUAAUGUCUAUCGUUCCUCGCAUUGAAACAAACAUACACAUAGUCUGUAUGUAAAGGUAUGUUGCAAAUGACGUCUUGUCUUGGAAUGAAAUCAAAUGUACGAAGACCAAGCUAAACAGAAUCUACAAUUGCGAGAUGUUAAUUUCUACGGAGACUAUGUCAAAAAUUCGUAUUUAAUUACAAGUUACAUUUAACUACCGUACAAGUUACGCUUUUAUCGUAAAGACUGGAUGCUCGAUAGGAACAGAAACUGCCACAUUAUACACACAAGUUUUGAGGUGCAUUAUUUUUUCUUAUAGUAACUUUGAAUUAUUCUUCCAUUUAAAAUAGUCGAUGUUCGUUGAUAUACACACAUUAUACUAAUUAUGCUAGUUGUUAUAUCGAGCGUUACUCGUAUUUACAUGUUUUUUUUUGAUAACGCAAUGACUUUUUACAGUAGUAAAUCUAUCAUUAACAAAUGUUAGAUACCUGUCUUAUACUUCCAAGUGAGAAUAUAAGUACUUCACGGUUACGUAAUGCUUUUGUAAAGAGAUAAAGAAAGAGGAAAGAAUGUAUUUUGCAUGGUUUAUCUGUGCCGAUUAAUGGAUAAAUAUUUUAGCAUAUAUGCGGUGGACACCAAUGUUCACGAAGCACGGCCCAUUUUUCCUACUUCUGUACUCCAUCUCCCCAAAAUGGGGCGCGUAAACCUACAUUAGGUAACUUUUGGAAUUUAGAUGUGUCGAAAGAGUUAAGAAAAAAUUGAUUUGUACGUAUUCUUCCUAGUCUAUAAUCAUUCAACUACGAAUCGUGAAUUAUUAUAGCUAUUGUUUGUUAUACUUUAAUCUUAUAAAUCGUGAUCUCCCGAGGUGUAUCCAUGGAUCAGUGACAAACGUAUGGAGACGAAAAGGACGAGGAGGUAGGAGGACAAAUAAUCCGCAAAGGAUUUUUUAGAAUUUAAUUUAAAUCCUGGACCACUUAACAUUGAAAAGUAUAUAUUAGAUAAAUUUAGAAAGUAUUCCUGUAUAUCUCCGAAUUCUGAUCGUCUUCUAUAUGUAUACAUCAUGAAUAUUUAUUUAGACUUUUGGUACUUUGGAAAAAGAAAUUGUAAAGGAAACUCAUAAUGUACAAGCACUUAUGGACUAUAAGGAAAUCGUACGUCGUAACAAGAGGUAGCUCUAAGUAUUGUAUUUAAUAUGCAAGAAUAAAUUUGUGUACUUGUAA